Molecule: messenger RNA, 816 nt
Organism: Colletotrichum truncatum
Lineage: Eukaryota; Fungi; Ascomycota; Sordariomycetes; Glomerellales; Glomerellaceae
Source: RefSeq, a predicted model, not a curated record
AUGAAGAUCCCCUCCAUUACUUUGCAAUUUUUCUAUCUGAGUUUCCUCUGCGCGAACGCAGUCGAAUCUACGAACAUCGAAUUAGAUCUCAUAUUCCCCCCCAACAAUACAGCAUGGAAAGGCACUUACCCAUUUCCCCUGGUCUUUGCCGUCCGCAACGCAGCCGUCGCUUGGAAUCAUACCUUGCACUUUAGCUAUGAUCUUCUUCCUAUAAACGGUACACCGGCCGUUGUAGAUCGAGGUGGGUUCUUCCCGAGACAAAGUGAUGGGAGUAUCCCUUGGACCAGCGAGCCGCCAUCGGAUACAUUUCUCGUCAUCAACAGCACCAACUUCUUAGUCAACAUCACCAAUACGGCAUUCAUUCUUAGAUGGACUUUUGGAAUAUGGAACAACUGUACGAAGGAGACGCGCCCAAGUAUAUGGUCUCAAGGUGUGAUAGACGGCCACAUCCUCUUCAAUAUCAGCGAGUUUGCACCAAAACCUGAUAUUUCGGCUGCUGUCUGCCCUCAACACUUGCACACUAUGGGAUUUGAGGGCACGGAAGAUUGGAAUCCCCUGGAGUGGGAACAUGGCUGCCCAGUCCUGGCGGAUCCAGCGCCGCAUGGGGAUCCUUGCGGUUUCGCGAUGAAGCAGGAGGAUAUUCGGGAGCAGGUGGAAGCUGAGAUGUCGCGUCGUGCUUCUUGCUCAAAUGGAACCUGGCCAAACAUUACGGGACCAUGCCUGAGUGGAGCCCGGUCUUUUCAAGCUGCAUGUGAGAGGUAUUGGCUCCUUGUAUCUCUAGCCAUUCUCUCUAGUCUUCUACUGGUCCUGGCUUAG